This is a messenger RNA of Periophthalmus magnuspinnatus, 875 nucleotides long. It is a transcript of the gene mrps25, whose product is annotated as mitochondrial ribosomal protein S25. Gene Ontology annotation, cellular component: mitochondrion. Gene Ontology annotation, molecular function: structural constituent of ribosome. The transcript has 4 exons. Lineage: Eukaryota; Metazoa; Chordata; Actinopteri; Gobiiformes; Gobiidae. Bases 100 to 618 code for a protein of 172 amino acids. The record is from RefSeq and is a predicted model, not a curated record.
ACAUUGUGUGAGCUCAUGUGUGCGCGAGGGGCAGCAGGAGCGCGACAGCAAAUGAUACUUCUAAAUAAAUAGCGGCGAUAGGUAAAAGAAGACUUUAAAAUGCCCAUGAAAGGAAGGUUUCCGAUCAGGAGGACACUCCAAUACCUCCAAAAAGGCGACAUUAUUUUUAAAAAUAGGGUUAAGAUUAUGACAGUCAACUACAACACAAAUGGAGAGCUAAGCGAUGGAGCAAGAAAAUUCGUGUUUUUCAAUAUUCCUCAAAUUCAGUAUCAAAACCCAAGAGUCCAAAUAAUGAUGUUUAAAAACAUGACGCCGUCUCCCUUUCUGAAGUUCUAUCUCGAUGAUGGUGAGCAGGUGCUUGUGGAUGUAGAAGGAAAAGACCACAAACAAAUUUCACUGCACGUCAAGAAGAUAUUGGGCAAAUCAGAAGAUACAUUACAAGCUGAGGCAGAGCUGAAGAUGCAGGCCUCAAAUCCUGCUAAUUUUGGUCCAAAAAAGUACUGUCUUCGGGAGUGUAUAUGUGAAGUGGAGGGACAGGUGCCAUGUCCUGGGACAAAACCCUUGCCAAAAGAGAUGACAGGCAAAUAUCGAACUAAGAUGGCCGCACAGCAGGAGUAAAAUGAGUGACUGUAAUCAAGGGACAGACCAAUGCUGACUAAUGGUUUUGGCAGAGAAAAUUACUCAAGAUGAUCUAUAGUUAAAACUAGCAACUAACAAUAACAAUGGAAAACAACAAAAUGACUUGUCUCCAAAAAGUGCAUUAUUGCUAAAUCUACCCUACUUCAUCUUUCUAUAAUAUUUUUCAUAUGUAACUUUACACAAUGUGCAAUCUAUGCUUUUUCUGUAAACAUAAUAUAAUGGAAGUUCUGUUUGUA